AACGCAACCUGGUGUCGUUUUGCACUUCCUGUUAGCUCGGAAAAGUAGCGGACGAGCGGUCGAAGAAAUUAACUGAUGUAUCUAUGUAAAAUCGUGACAUAAUUGUUCAGGAACGUGCUAUUCUGGAGCCUCUGAGGUCCUUAUUUAAGAGACGACAAUGAUCCGCUUCAUCCUCAUUCAGAACCGAGCAGGAAAGACACGACUGGCUAAAUGGUACAUGCAGUUUGAUGAUGAUGAGAAACAGAAGUUGAUUGAGGAAGUGCAUGCAGUGGUAACUGUCAGGGAUGCCAAGCACACCAACUUCGUGGAGUUCAGGAACUUCAAGAUCAUCUACCGGCGUUAUGCUGGUCUGUACUUCUGUAUUUGUGUGGAUGUGACUGAUAACAACUUGGCUUACCUUGAAGGAAUCCACAACUUUGUAGAGGUGCUGAAUGAGUAUUUUCAUAAUGUGUGUGAACUGGACCUGGUGUUCAACUUCUACAAGGUGUACACGGUGGUGGAUGAGAUGUUCCUGGCAGGAGAGAUCAGGGAAACCAGUCAGACCAAGGUCCUCAAGCAGCUCCUCAUGCUCCAGUCGCUUGAGUAGAACACAGACACCCAUCCUUCCCUCUAUUCUGCUGCCCUGGCACAAAAACCAACCCACCCCUUGUUCCCGAGACUUUGGAAAGGACUGCGGUAUCAUUUUCCUGCCUCCACAGAGCAGACUUCGCUCCUCACGCAACUUCAGCAGGGGGGGUGUUUUAGAAAGUACACAAUAUUGUUUACAUAUGAAUCUAUAAUAUGGAAGUUCAAUUAACCUUUUUGUCAUAGCAGUCUUCUAACAACGUCACCCGAUUUGAAGGCUGUACAGUUGAACGUGUUCAUAUACCACCUAGGUUACAGUCAACUUCAUAUUCAGGUCCCUUUUCCCCAAAGCCAGAGGCUGCAGAAAAUGAGUUAUUUCAUGUAGUAACCAGUUAGUCUUUGCAUUUAUCUCUGUGCAGUGUGAAAACACUGGUGUAGAUCUCUCCUCCCCCCUCCCAAACCCCCAACCGCCCACAUUAAUUUCAACAUUUAUUUAAUGGCACUACUGUAACUAACAAGCACCACGUCAAAAGAAAAAGCAUCUGUAAUGAUCCAUGUGCACCGAGCGCUUCCAGCAGCCUUGUAGCCAGUUAUGUAAACCCAUGUGAAAGAGAGAACUUGCCUGUGAUGUGGUAGCAGACUCGUCACUCCUGCUCAUUUUAUAUCUCUAUCACAGUACAGGCAAACUACAACUAGAAAGCCCUGUAGAGCAAUUGACCCUCCACAGCAAGUUCACAGUUGAAUGGAGUGUACUUAGGAUGAGAGCCAUUUUAACGGUGUGUUAUGGCAACCUGUGCUGUGUCGGACAUCCUCGUGGCUGCUGCUGAUGAUGAUGAUGAUAAGCAGCGGAGGUUAUGUUAGCACAGAUGGCUGCUCUUUGGAUGUUGUAAUUGUUGUCAUUGCAUUUCAGAUUAUCUGACAUUUGAUGCAACUCAUUAAGUUAAAUGGUGCUUGUUGGUUACGCUUAACAACACUUAAAACUCAGACGGAAAAAGAGCUGGACAUUGAAAGUAUAUUUUACAUAAAGCAGUACUGUGAAGUUUGCUUCGUAUAGUGUGUACCUACCGUGUAUUUUGCUUUUGCUGAAUGUUGUGAAAUUAACACAUUCAUUCCAGAAACAGUGGUUCUUACUUACCUUAGGGUCUGAGAGGCGUUUACUUGUGAAAUAUCAAUGAAUUCCUUUGACAUCGUGUAAAAUAAAUUGGCUUUUAAAUUCCACUUACAAGCCUCAUGAACUUGAAAAAUAAAAAAAAUCCACUUUUAUUCUCUUCCCUUUGCAGGAAUUUAAUAUUUAUGAGAUUGCUUGUCAUACUCUAAUUUUAGCCAUAUCCAGUCACUAAGUGGUCAGAAGUGGUUUCAAAGGUUACUGUUGUUGAACUUUUGUAUUUUUUUUAUGAUCAAGCAAUAGUGAAAGAUGUACUGCUGCCCUUAUUGUCCACCUGUGUGUUUGUAAAUGGAAGAUGCGUGUUUGUGUUACUGUCUCAACUACCCACAUCAAUACGUCCCACUCUAUGUAAAUAAUAAACAGAUGAAGUGAUACAUAAA
Scatophagus argus is the source of this 2109-nucleotide messenger RNA. It is a transcript of the gene ap2s1, whose product is annotated as adaptor related protein complex 2 subunit sigma 1. Gene Ontology annotation, molecular function: clathrin-cargo adaptor activity. Gene Ontology annotation, biological process: intracellular protein transport; clathrin-dependent endocytosis. The coding region runs from base 158 to 586 and encodes 142 amino acids. Gene Ontology annotation, cellular component: intracellular membrane-bounded organelle; AP-2 adaptor complex; membrane coat. NCBI's taxonomy places the organism in Eukaryota, Metazoa, Chordata, Actinopteri, Scatophagidae. The transcript has 5 exons. The record is from RefSeq and is a predicted model, not a curated record.